Messenger RNA from Triticum aestivum (bread wheat), 2317 nucleotides. RefSeq names its product F-box/FBD/LRR-repeat protein At1g13570. The record is from RefSeq and is a predicted model, not a curated record. The transcript has 3 exons. The coding region runs from base 103 to 1680 and encodes 525 amino acids. NCBI's taxonomy places the organism in Eukaryota, Viridiplantae, Streptophyta, Magnoliopsida, Poales, Poaceae. Gene Ontology annotation, molecular function: protein binding.
UACGACAACACCACUCCUACAGAAAACAUCGCCUUCAUUCCUCAAAUCAUUUCUCGAUCUUCCCCAAACCCAAACCCUCGCCGUCACCCUCCGCCGCCGGCCAUGGCCGACCCGCAAUUUAUCAUCGGCACCUCCAUCUCCGAGAUGCUCGCCGGCAUGGAGCUAGACGGCGAGGACCCUCAUACGCUGGACCUCGGCACAAACUAUCUGCUCUACUUCCUGUACGACUACCUCCCGCACCCGCCGGUCUCCCCCACCGCCACCCUCUUCCCCUCCGGCUUGCCGUUGCUCCCCGACGGCGUCGACCGCAUCAGCCGCCUCCCCGAUGCGGUCCUCCGCGGAAUCGUCUCCCGCCUCCCCGCCAAGGACGCCGCGCGCACCUCCGCCCUCUCCUCGCGCUGGCGCCCCCUCUGGCGCGCGGCGCCCCUCUCUCUUGUCGACAGCCACCUGCUUCCGGACGGCGGCGCGGCCGGGCAGUUCCCCAUCGGCGUUCCCUCUCCCCGUGCCGUCACCGCCGCGGUGUCCCGCGUCCUCGCGGCGCAUCCGGGGCCCUUCCGCUGCGUCCACCUCACCCGCAGCACCAUGGAGGAGCACCGGGGCGAGAUGUCGCGCUGGCUCGACAUCCUCGUCGCCAAGGGGGUCCAAGAACUCGUCUUUGCCAACCGCCCUUGGCCGAUUGACCUGCGCCUCCCCGCCACGAUCUUCGGCUGCGCCUCUCUCACCCGCCUCUAUCUCGGCGUGUGGAGGCUCCCGGACACCGCCGCAGUGCCGCGCGGCGCCAGCUUCCCCAACCUCAAGGAGCUCGGUCUGUGCUGCUGUGUCAUGGAGGACCAUGAUCUGGCCUUCAUGCUUGAAAGAAGCCCCGUCCUGGAGUUCCUCGUCCUCAUGGGGAGCCAGACCGGAGUGGGCCUCCGCCUCGUCAGCCACAGCCUGCGGUGCGUUCAGCUGGGAUUCACCAUGUUGGAGGACAUCGACGUGGUGGAUGCUCCUCGCCUGGAGAGGCUCUUUCAGUGGCAAAUUGUGUCUCCGGGACAGGUCGCCAUGAACUGCUCUUUCAGAAUCAAGAUUGGCCGUGCACCUAACCUCCGUGUGCUGGGAUACCUUAAGCCAGGAGAUCAAGAGCUGGGGAUUAGCAACACCGUCAUCGUGGCUGGGGCCAAGGAGUGCAUUGUGCCUAGUGUCCAGAUUUUGGGCAUAGAGGUGCAAUUCGGCCUCCGCAAUGCUGUCAAGAAAGUGCCUGGCUUUCUCAGAUGCUUCCCUAACCUGGAGACGCUCCAUGUCUAUUCCCGCCGCAUAUCUGAAGAGUCCACUGGCAAGGUCAAUCUAAAGUUUUGGCAGGAGGGCGGUCCAAUGAAAUGCGUGGUGCAGAGCAUGAAGAAGGUGUUCUUCUAUGAGUUCCAAGGGUUGAGAAGCGAGGUUGCUUUCCUCAAGUUUAUCGCGGAGAGAGGUCGGGUGCUGGAGCAGAUGGUGGUCGUGGUGGCAAGCAAAUGUUUCUCCUCUGGCGAGGAUAAUGUGAGGGCCAAGCUGAAGCCUCUAACGAGCGCGAAUUGGAGCAGCAAAGCUUGCAAAGUAGAGUUGUGCAAGAGCACGCGCACUGAACCUGGAAGUCCUAUUUACAGCAACAAGAUAGCUUCUGAUUUUGGGUUUGCUGACCCUUUUGACCUCCUCGAGUACCACUAGAAGGCAGAAAGGAUCUCUGUAAGUUAAUUAGUAGCACUAUGCAAGACUACUUGUUACUCAGCUAGACUUGGUGUUUGUUGGACUUGGCAGCAUUUCUCUUGGCAAGCUGUGGUAUGCUUUCUGGAUGUGGUGUUUGCAUGAUGAGGCUGUUUGUGCCAAGAAGUGGCUGGAUUGCUGGUGGGAGUAACUUCUUCAAGUCUGUUCCAUCUUCGAAUUGGAUAAAAUGUUUGUAGUACCAAUAAUUUCUUCAAGUCUCACUUUAUUUUCCUUUUUACAUUGCACUCCAUCUUUAGGUCUGGUGGGAGUAUGGUCUUUCUGGUUUGUCAAACUACAAUUUCAUUUAUGCUGUCAAGUUGUUGUAGGUGGCAUGAAUUAACGCAGUGAGUUAGGAGUGCCCUUGAGGAUGUUACGGCACACUGUUUGUUUAUUAGACUGCUAGUGAUGCAUGGUGAAAGAAAAGUUCAGUUAGUAGGUGUGCCGGCAGGAAGUUGCUGCUUACAGAUGUUCUUUUGCCUAGCUUAAACUAUCACAAAAGGUUUGCUGUAAUUGCUUCAUGGAAGAAUCUGGAUGACUUAUAUAACAGCGUGUGAUACAACUCUAUGCUCUGAAUGUACUUCAAACUAAAUUGAGGAUUUCA